Phanerochaete carnosa HHB-10118-sp is the source of this 621-nucleotide messenger RNA. RefSeq lists its product as uncharacterized. The record is from RefSeq and is a predicted model, not a curated record. The transcript is spliced from 2 exons. NCBI's taxonomy places the organism in Eukaryota, Fungi, Basidiomycota, Agaricomycetes, Polyporales, Phanerochaetaceae. Bases 24 to 395 code for a protein of 123 amino acids.
GCGUACACUACCCCAUUGCAAGAAUGCUCCAGAGCGCAACAAGGGUCCUCAACAUUCUCGUGCUCCUGUGCAUGAUGCCACUGGCAUUGGCACAGUUCAACUUUUUCGAACAAAUGUUCGGGCAGGGUCCUCCUGGUGGACAACACCAGCAGCGGAGACCGUCGUCCCACUCUCAGUGGGCUGCCCAAGCUGACGCUGUACCUUGUACGCAGUACCUUUGCCCGGACACCCUUGUCUGUGUAUCCAAUCCGUCCGACUGUCCAUGCCCGAACGUAGAGGACAUCAAGUGCCUUCUCCCGGACGGAGAAGACAGGGCGGCCGCUACGGUGACAUGUGUACGCGGUGCACACGACUGUUCCGAAGUGGAACGCCUAUACAAACGAUUCUCCAAAUGAAGACAGCGCACAGAGAACGUCUCCUGCGUCUCUGCUACUAGUACGUAAAUCAUGUCGUCCUGAGACCAGACUAGAGACCCUGAGUGCCUCCGCAGAUAAGUCUCUUAGUCGGCCUUAUGUCAGAAAUGGUAUUGGCGUAGACGAAAUGCAAUUGUCUUCAUCUUCCCAUGUCUGCCGAACGGACCCACAGAAGGAUCAAACUAGUACCGCCAAGGCGAUACCGUCG